Acanthopagrus latus (yellowfin seabream) is the source of this 4207-nucleotide messenger RNA. Its product is annotated as fibulin-1-like. Gene Ontology annotation, molecular function: calcium ion binding; peptidase activator activity. Gene Ontology annotation, cellular component: extracellular region. The coding region runs from base 406 to 2487 and encodes 693 amino acids. Lineage: Eukaryota; Metazoa; Chordata; Actinopteri; Spariformes; Sparidae. Gene Ontology annotation, biological process: extracellular matrix organization. The record is from RefSeq and is a predicted model, not a curated record. The transcript has 17 exons.
GCUUAUUUAAAUUUGUUUCAUUUUUUUUCCUGACUAUACCUCCUCAACUUUUCUCACAGCUUCCGCGACUUGUUUAUCAUCUACUCAAUGGUUUUACUGACAUUGUGCAACAAAAAUAAAUCCCAUUAUCGGCCGUGUGUUUGUAUCGUUCGGGAGCCCAGACAGUUAACGGCGGCUCCGUCCACCCCGCCCUCACCGCCCUCACCGCCCCCUAAAGCUCCAACCUUCCCCCGGCGGCGAGCUCUGUGUCGCCUCUCCUGCCGCCGCUCUGACUGAGAUGCUCUCCCUCUCGCCGGACACACACGCCGUCCACCGCCCGCAGUUCGGCCGCCGACCCUCCGAUACAGUCGUGUAAUCGCUGAAUUCAGACGAUUCGACGGGGGGAGACGCGUCAAUCAGAGUCCGAUGGCACACUUUGCAACACUUGUGGUUUUUUUGUGCGGAGCUCUGCAUGGACUAGAGAUUCAGCUUCCCACAGUGCAGGAGUGCUGUCAGGAUGGGAGGGAUCGGGCGCUGAGAGGACAAGACUGUACAAUCCUCCCCCUCAUCUCCUCGUCGCACACCUGCAGGAUCGCCCAGGAGCAGUGCUGUGCAGCAGCGGUAGGAGACCGACUCUGUGACAAUGGCGUCAAGAUGGCCAAGGAGCAAGGCGCCUGCGAGAGGCCCUUUUUCCAAGGAGACCCCUGGGAAACCAAAAUCUCCAAGAUGUGCUGCGACUGCUGUGUGCUCGGCCUGAUGACGGCGAGCCAGGGCUCGAGCUGCGAGCUCCCGGGUUUGUCGCUGGGGAGGCAGUGUGGGUUCACAGCUCAAACCUGCUGCGGCAAAAACACAACAGAGGAAAUCAAGCCAGUUGACAAAGAAUCAGGGACAGAAAAGCCUGAGGCCAGCGUUACUGCACAGCCUCAAGAGGAGUCGGUCGCCUGUCGAGACUCCAAUUGCUCCCAGUUGUGCGUAGGUAACGGUACAUGUGCAUGCCAUGAUGGCUAUCAACUGCGCAAAGAUGGAGUAAACUGUGAGGAUGUCAAUGAAUGCCUCACUGGCAGUCACAACUGUGUCAUCGGCCAAAGUUGCAUUAAUACAGAGGGCUCCUUUCGCUGUCAGCGGGAAACCAGCUGUGGCACUGGGUAUGAGCUCAAAGACGACAACACUUGCCAAGACAUAGAUGAGUGUUCUUUGGGGACCCAUAACUGUGGACCAGACUUCCUUUGCACCAACACAGUCGGCUCGUUUCGCUGCCACCCAAAGGAGAGGUGCUCAGACGGUUACAUUCAGGACGCCAUCGGCAGCUGUAUUGAUAUAAAUGAGUGCGUGGCCUAUACAACUCCAUGCCCGCUUGGGCAGACGUGUAUCAACACAGUAGGCUCCUACACCUGUCGCAGGAACACAGUCGCCUGUGGACGAGGCUAUCAUCUCACUGAGGACGGCACACGUUGCGAAGAUGUAGAUGAGUGUCGUGCAGGCAAUGUGUGCGGCGACCACGGUUGUGUCAACCUGAUGGGCUCGUACCGCUGUGAAUGCAGAAUUGGUUUCAUCUUCAACAGUAUCACCAGACUGUGUGAAGACAUCAACGAGUGUAGGCAUUAUCCCGGACGACUCUGUGCCCAUAAGUGUGAGAACACAGAGGGGUCCUACACAUGCAGCUGCACCACUGGCUUCAAACUGUCCCAUGACGGCCGGAACUGUGAAGAUGUCAACGAGUGUGAGGCCAACCCUUGCAGCCAGGAGUGCGCCAACGUCUAUGGCUCCUACCAGUGCUACUGUCGCCGCGGUUACCAGCUGAGUGACAUUGACGGGAUAACAUGUGAAGACAUAGAUGAAUGCGCUCUGCCAACUGGAGGUCACGUGUGCUCCUACCGCUGCUCCAACGCCCCAGGAAGUUUUUACUGCACCUGCCCACCUACUGGCUACACCAUCGCCCACAAUGGACGCACAUGCCAAGACAUUGAUGAAUGUGCAGCAGGAAGCCAUAACUGCUCUGUGUCUGAAAGCUGUUUCAACAUCCAGGGAGGAUUUCGCUGCCUGUCCUUCAUAUGUCCUCCGAACUAUCGGCACAUGGCAAAAGGAACCAGACAAGAUGCUUCGGUCAGUUUACGUUGCGUUAAGGAUUGCCAACAUGGCGAUGUCGAGUGCAGUUUCGACCCUGCCCAACUCAUCACAUACACCGCCCUCUCCCUGCCAACCUUCAGAGAAUUCAGUGGACCAGAGGAUAUAGUUUUCCUGCGGACUGUUGCGGCGGCGAACCCUGCUCCUCCACCCGGUGCCACCGAUGUUUUCUUUAAAAUCCUGGCUGCAGACGACCAGUUCUCUUUUGACGUACAGAAACGCUCCGACCAGGGCAUGAUUAUGGGUGUGGUCCAGCAGGUGAAACCUAUCAUUGGCCCCAGGGACCUUGUGUUGGAGGUGGCUAUGGACUAUGUCAUCUCAGGGCUCGUUAGCCGUCGCAACAUUGUCGUGAUCCAUGUCUUCAUCUCUGGCUUCUGGUUCUGAGCUGAGUGUUAGCAAUAUGUCACAUAACCUGACAACCUGGAGCGUUGUUCAGACGUAAUGAGUUUUGUUUGUAGUUAGCACCUACAUUACAUCUGAUGAAUUGUCACAGACCUGGGAUUUGUAUUUACAAUAGCUGUGUUCCACUCAAAAAAUGUGGGGGUCACCAAAUCACACAAAAGGCCAAUUUCUGCAUAAUGUUGCUUUAAAUACAGUUUAGAAUAUCUGAAGGCACUUCACUUCUCUCACUGAACAUUCACUUGGGAUUUGGUUAAUUUGAAAUGGUUUUAAAUGUGUUUAAAACAGGGCCUUAAUCUUGUUUUGUCUUUUCAACAUAAUAGUAUAUAUUGGUAAUAUAUGCUGUCUCUGGGAUCGCUGGAAUUGGUAGCAUUCCCUGUUCUGCCAUUGCCGGUGUAGGUACCAGAACAGGAGGAUCCUGCUCUCUACGUGCUGCCUGAGCAGACAGAGGAAUGAUCUCUCCUGACUGGAUGAAAGUAAGCAGGGAUAGCUAAUUUUGUCUUUUACUGCAUAAGAAGAGGGAGCAGAGACAUGGGCUACUGACCGAACAGUGAUUACUGUUGAUACGUAGAGCUUUUUAACACUUGUUUUAAUAAGAAAAUAACUCUACAGCAGAUUUAAGGAAUCAUCAAAUUGAUUAAGAUUCAUCAUGAGGGGUCAUAAAGUACUGUGAAUGUCUUUACUUUAUUUCACGACACGCCAUCUGCCACCCAGUUACCAGAAUAAAUGUUGGCAUUGGACCUUCCGCAAGGUUCAGUUUAUCAAUUUUACAUUGUGACUAUGCCGUGCUUUCGGUCUGGUUACGUUUAGGUUUACCUGUUUCUGUCACCGCAAACAGAGCUUGAAAUUAUUCCGCUGUCUUCACGCUCACAACUGUUAGAACGCCAUCUGGAACAAUGGCCUCUCACUUGGCAGCCAUCAUGGCUGGCUGUCACGGCACCACCGUCCACCUCCUCAGACAUGACAGUCAGCUCAAAUGCAUGUAAUGUGAGCGUGAUAUGACGUGUAUUGUCGAUCUGUUGUUAUGAGAUGUAUGAAUCAUACAAAUUUACUAUAUCUUUGGUUUGCAGAAAUGUAACAAUGCCAACAUAUUAUUCUGGCGACUGGGCGAUCAUCCAAUGGCUGUUGAGACAUUUCGCUUAAAACCACAAAUUGCAACCUCAUGGAGGCGUUAGAGGAGAAUUUAUGGGAUCUCCAAAAUUAUUAGUUAUUAUACAUCAUGUGUGAGCCAUGAAUGUCUGUAGCAACUUUUUUAGAUAUUUCAGUCUAGACCAGAGUGGUAGACCAACCAACAAAACAGCCAACAUCAAUCCAUAAAGCAAUGCUACUCACAUUGGCGAAAAAGUUAUUUUUCAUGCCAAAAUGGGACUCAUUCCUCACUUGAUACCUCCACCCCAGAUGUGUUGAAAAAUAAAUGCCUUUUACAAGAGUUGAAUGAAAUAAUGUAAAAGAUUAAACGGGUGCUGUCAUCUCUUUAACCACUGUCUACUCGGAUUUAGUGUUGUGAUGAGUGCCACUAUCAUAUGACUGUUGAUUGACCUGCGGAACUGUUUUAUAUUUACUCCUUUUCAUAUGCUUUGACAGACCAGAGCCUUCACGCUUCAUUUGAUAAUGAAUUGCGGAUUUGUUUUCAACAUUGAUUGUGUUUUGUACCAUGAGACUUUACGAGCAUCUGUGAAUAAUAAAGACCAUGCGGUUAAUUGUA